This is a messenger RNA of Oryzias melastigma (Indian medaka), 2176 nucleotides long. RefSeq names its product glycerol-3-phosphate dehydrogenase 1-like protein. Gene Ontology annotation, cellular component: glycerol-3-phosphate dehydrogenase (FAD) complex; cytosol. The transcript is spliced from 8 exons. NCBI's taxonomy places the organism in Eukaryota, Metazoa, Chordata, Actinopteri, Beloniformes, Adrianichthyidae. The coding region runs from base 326 to 1465 and encodes 379 amino acids. Gene Ontology annotation, molecular function: NAD binding; glycerol-3-phosphate dehydrogenase [NAD(P)+] activity; protein homodimerization activity. Gene Ontology annotation, biological process: carbohydrate metabolic process; glycerol-3-phosphate catabolic process. The record is from RefSeq and is a predicted model, not a curated record.
AGUACCUCCCACCACUGCGUUUAUCGGGCUCAUGCAUAUUUUUUCUUACUAUUCACCACCUUUAAAUUUAUUUUAUGUAUAUAAGCCAGAGUUCCCCAUAAUACUCGGAUUUUUGUUGCAUUUGUUUUCAUUUUAAUGGUCUUCCGGUUUCCGUUUUCUCGCAGACUUUCAAAAUAGAAGCGAAACCGUGCGAGUUUUUAGUAUGCGUUGAAGACGCCGGCGCACCCUCCUAAAACAGGGUUAUUAUAGGAACGAUUUUUUUCACGGAAGGUUGGCAAAGAAAGGCGUAACCGUGGCGAUUCAAAGGCGGAGUUUAUUGUCUGCAAUGUUUUACAGGGCGGUUAAGGAAGUCUCCGCCGCCGUGUGCCACAGAACAGGCUGUUCCGCCAAACAUAAAGGACUCCACACCUUCACCAUGCCGGGAAAGAAAGUCUGCAUCGUUGGAUCUGGAAACUGGGGUUCGGCCAUCGCUAAAAUCAUCGGGCACAAUGUCAAAGCCUCAAACCGCUUCGACCCGAUGGUGAACAUGUGGGUCUUUGAGGAGAUCAUAGACGGGAAGAAACUCACCGAGAUCAUCAACACGGAGCAUGAAAACGUCAAAUAUCUGCCGGGUCACACGCUGCCCAAGAACGUGGUGGCUGUCCCUGACAUCACAGAAGCCGUGAAGGACGCAAAGAUCCUCGUUUUUGUAAUCCCACACCAGUUCAUCAACAAACUCUGCAACCAGAUGAAGCCUCACGUGGCGCCGGGAGCCAUCGGGAUAUCUCUCAUCAAGGGCGUCGAUGAGGGUCCAGAGGGCUUGAAGCUCAUCUCUGAGAUCAUCAGAGAGAAGCUGGAGAUUGAGGUCAGCGUCCUGAUGGGGGCCAACAUUGCCAACGAGGUGGCAGAUGAGAAAUUCUGUGAAACAACCAUCGGAGCGAAAAACCAGGCAAACGGCCUCAUCUUCAAAGAGCUGAUGCAAACCCCCAACUUUCGCAUCACCGUCGUGCCCGAAAGCGACACCGUGGAGCUGUGCGGAGCCUUAAAGAAUAUCGUGGCAGUCGGCGCUGGGUUCUGCGACGGCCUCGGUUUCGGCGACAACACCAAAGCGGCCGUAAUCCGGCUGGGCCUGAUGGAAAUGGUCGCCUUCGCCAAACUCUUCUGCAAAGAACGGGUCAGCUCGGGGACGUUUUUGGAGAGCUGCGGCGUGGCCGACCUCAUCACCACCUGCUACGGAGGACGCAACCGCAAAGUGGCUGAAGCCUUCGUCAAAACGUCCAAAUCGAUUGCAGAGCUGGAGGCUGAGAUGCUUAACGGACAAAAGUUGCAGGGACCACAGACGUCCGCCGAGGUCUACAAGAUUCUAGAGAAACAGGCCAUGGUCAACAAGUUUCCUCUGUUUGCAGCCGUCUACCAGAUCUGCUUCGAGGGCAAAGACGUGAAGGAGUUCGUCACCUGCCUGCAGAACCACCCAGAGCACAUGUGAUCGCACCGUCAGCGAGAAGCCUCUAGAGGGAGACACACCACACCAAAUGCAACCCAAGACACUACAGGACCAGAACGAUGUUACAUUCCAAAAUCAGCUGCAGUGAACUUUUAAAUCUUUAUGUUCAAAUAAUUAUUAAAAAAAAAAAAUGUGGAAUUUAUUAUUGUCUGAGGCAGAUCCUCUUGUACUUUUGCCAAAAGUGUCCUGGUUGUGUUUGAGUUUUAUGUUUUUGAUCUGACCGUAAAAACGAAGCAUAUUAUUUUUUUAUUUUUAUGUGGGGUUUCACAAUAAAAGCAGUUUUACAAAAUUGAAGUCUUUUAUUUUUAUUUUAAUAGUUUUAAGAGAGUCGUUAAAUUUGAAAUGGCUUAAGUCCAUAAUCUGCUAAAAUUAAACAGACCUGUGAUCGUAAAGCAGAGACGGGUUUUCUUUCUCCUGUGUUUGAGCUGACGGUCUGCGAUGGCGGCGGCGGCGGGAACUCCGGGAGGAAGCGGAUUAAAGAACAAACGGUGUCCUUGUGCCGCCGUCUCAGCCAUGCAGUACUGCCAGAACCAGCAAAACCUUUGAUUUUCUUUUUUCCUUCUAUCUUCACUGUAUCUUUAUAGCCCACUUUCUCCAUUACUACUUUCACCAUUUUUGUAUUAAAAUGUAACACAACAUUAUUUAAAAAUAUACAAAAAAUGUGAAGUAAACAAACCAAAAAAUAUGUUUAAA